AUGUCAAACUUCGUUCCUCAUCCUCUUGAUGAUUGCCCUCCACCCUUGGAGGAGCCGAGUCACCCAGUACACCCCCAGGACUCCGAGACGAACCUCGCGAUUGGUGAAAUGCUACAAUUCGCCGUCAAUACCAUUCUUGUAACACUUUAUUUCGUCAUUACUCUGCUGUUUCGUUUCGCCACGGACACCGUGCCAGACCCACUCGAUGAUACCCUCCCAGCCUUGGGUGAGGAGGCAAGCUACCCAGAACACCCCCAAGACCCGGGAGAGGCACACCUCAGUGGAGUGCAACAGAUCGUCGUUACUGCCAUUCGCGCGACUGAUCUAACUCUUGGUCUCCAACGGAUUCCCGCUGGCUUCCAUGUGGUAGUAAAGACUCACGGUAUCGAAUUCCAAACAAGCAACAAGCCUGUGCACGUAGACCAGGCUGUUGUCGAAUGGAACGAGCCCAUACUUCUGCCAUGUGAACCAUCUUCUCUCGUUCGGGUCAGCGUGUAUGCCUCAUUUGAACUGGGUCCCAUGCUUGGCCAUGGAGAAGUCCUUCGCACAUUCGAGAUGUCCAUGGGUGAAUUAUUGGAUCGCAGUGAAAAGUUAUGUCCCAGAGUUUUUCAGCCCAAGCAGGCGGAACUCGUAUCCCCGUGUACUUCACUGUUGGUGACAGUGGAGCGGCGGUGUUCUGAUGACAAUUGUGGUGUCCUUUCCCCCCUUACUACCGUUACGUCCGGCAAUAGAAAGGCAUUAAUACUCAGGGCGGACACCGGACAUCAUCUUCUCGCACGAUACCGCAGGCGGCAGAACAGUGUGGAUCUCGACCAAUCCAUCAAGCACUUUGAACGCGCCUCGGAUCUUUGCCCCGUAGAUGAUCCCUGCCGCCCUGCAACACUGUUCAAUUUAGCUAUUGCCAAGUUUUUGAGUUGCCAAGUUAAUGGAACAUCCCUCGACCUCGACAUCCCCAUCUCUCUUUUUCAAGAGGCCCUUGCUUUGCGUCCUACUGGUCAUCCUGACCGACCCACAACCCAGCUCUAUCUUGCCAUUUCUCUGCUGUCUCGCUUUGCGAAACGGGGAUUUCAAACAGAUGCUGAUGUGGCCGGAGAGUUAAUGAGCGAAGUCCUCGAGGUUUGCCACGCCAACAGCCACAUUUACAGAGCAGCUUUGCUUGCAAUUGAUACAUUUGCUCUACAUCGAGUUGGAGGCAUGGAUGGACACGAUAUUGGGCACAUGCAACCCGCUGCAUCCAUGCUUCCGUUGUCGCCAAAUCACCUUGUUGAUCGUGCAGAGCGGUGCUUGCAGAGAGAUGAUCCCCACGACUUAGAUGAAGUGAUCUCCCUUCAUUACGAUGCACUGCGAUACUACGACAGUAUGGAUGAUCGCCGAGCGCAAUUACUAAAUAACCUUGCGAAUGUGCUCUCCACCCGCUUCGAGCACCGAGGCAAUGACCAAGACUUGUGUGACGCUGUCAUGCUUCUCAGGGACGCGCUGGCUUUACAUCCAGUCGGUCACCCAGAUCGGUCCAAGUCAUUAAAUAACCUUGCGAUUGUGCUCUCCACCCACUUCGAGCACCGAGGCAAUGACCAAGACUUGGAUGACGCUGUCAUGCUUCACAGGGACGCGCUGGCUUUACAUCCAGUCGGUCACCCAGAUCGGUCCUCGUCAUUAAAUAACCUUGCAAAUGUGCUCUCCACCCGCUUCGAGCACCGAGGCAAUGACCAAGACUUGUGUGACGCUGUCAUGCUUCUCAGGGACGCGCUGGCUUUACAUCCAGUCGGUCACCCAGAUCGGUCUUCGUUAUUAAAUAACCUUGCGGAUGGGCUCUUCACCCGCUUCAAGCACCAAGGAAAUGACCAAGACUUGGAUGACGCUAUCAUGUUUCACAGAGAUGCGCUAGCUUUACGCCCAGUCGGUCACUCAGAUCGGUCCAUGUCAUUAAAUAACCUUGCGAAUGUGCUCUCCACCCGCUUCAAGCACCGAGGCAAUGACCAAGACUUGGACGACGCUGUCAUGCUUCACAGGGACGCGCUGGCUUUAUAUCCAGUCGGUCACCCAAAUCGGUCCUCGUCAUUAGGUAACCUUGCGAUUGCGCUCAAAACCCGCUUCGAGCACCGACGCGAUCGAGAAGACCUCCACGAGUCACAAGAAAAUCUCUGCUGUGCAUUGACUCUCUUGACGCAACACGACCGCCGUCUAUUUAUCGCCCAUGGAUCGCUAGCUAACGUCUAUAUGUUGUUCCAUCAAUCGGGACUUAACGGCACUGGUGAAUACAUUGACAGUUUGGCUGCUGCCAUGCAUCAUCUCCAGGCAGCAGCGAAUGUUGUCUCUGGAGGUUUGCUAUCUCGCCUGCGAGCAAGUCUACGCUGGGUUAACAAGGCCCACGAACAUUCACAUGCUACUGAACUGGAGGCUUAUGCGACUUCCAUGCAGCUCCUCGACACUUACAUGUCAGCGACAGCUUCAGUAUCGUCUCGUCACGAUGCCAUGAAGAACUUUCCAAGUAUGCUUGCCGUGGAUGCUGCAUCAUGUGCGCUUCGUAGCGGUAAUAUGUGUCGUGCUGUCGAGUUGUUGGAACAAGGUAGGACUAUCAUUUGGACCCAGAUGACACGACUUCGCACGCCUCUUGACGGCCUCCAAGAUCUCGGUGAUCAUGCAGUGUCCCUGAUGAAGAAAUUCAGACACCUCAGCUCCCUCCUUGAUGCACCUCCUGCCAAUCAUGCAGAGGGAACCCCAGGAGUCAAUGUAGAAGCAGAAGCAAGCCGGUACCGACGUCUAGUGGAGGACUGGAAUAGAGUUGUAGAAGAUAUUCGCAAGAUCGAGGGCUUCUCUCGCUUCCUACUUCCCCCCUUGUUCUCCGAUCUUCAAAAUGCAGCUCGUGAUGGGCCUAUCAUCGUGCUCGUUGCAAGCAAUUCGUCUUGCAAUGCCAUUAUUAUUCCACACAACCAACCUCCGAUCAACAUUAAACUCUGCAUCAAUUUGGAGAAACUCCAACAUUUGGUGGUCAAACUCCAACGGGCAAGUCAAUCACAGGCCGCUCCCAAACCCACCCCCAAAGCCACUCCCAAGCCCUCUCCAAAACGGACCCAAUCAGCGCUGAUGAAAGCAUUGAUGGAGUUGUGGGACGACGUUGUCAGCCCGGUGGUAGACAAUCUGGGCGGAUUUGCACCACCAGGUUCCCGGAUAUGGUGGUGUCCGACGUCUUUCUUCAAUUUUUUGCCAUUUCACGCUGCUGGCGCGUACAGGCAAGGUGGACAGUUGCUUUCGAACCUCUAUAUCUCUUCAUACACGCCAUCACUUACCGCGCUGAUCAGGGCUCGCAGAAGUCAUGACAGAUCCCUGUCAGUGCCCUUUGCUGCCAUCGGUCAGAAUCACCCAGCUGGUCAUCCAUUCAUUUUGGAGUGUGUGGAGCCCGAACUAGAAUUGGUGCGGAAUCUUUUGCCCCCUCCUCCGACUGUUUCCUUCACCAAAAUAACGAGCGCUGAGGCAAUAAAAUCGAGAGCAUUGCGCGCGUUGCGAGACAAUACUUGGCUUCAUUUUUCGUGUCACGGCACACAGAACUAUACAGAACCCUUCAAGUCGGCCUUUCUCAUGCGCGACCAACCGCUUUCACUCCUCGAUAUCUCACAAAUGGAUCUGUCUCGGCAUGAAUUUGCCUUUCUUUCUGCCUGUGAAACCGCAGUCGGUGAUGUCAAUACGCCUGACGAAGUCAUACACCUGGCGGCUAGCCUACAAUUUGCUGGUGUGCAGAGUGUGAUUGGGACAUUAUGGAGUGUCAACGACAGUACGGUGCAGCGCUUAGUCGAGGCAUUCUACAAGAACUUGUGCGGAGAUGGAAAAAUGAAUUCCAAGCGGGCUGCCCGAGCGCUGCACCGAGCGGUCCAGUCGUUGGCCGGUGACGAGGAGAUGCCCUUGGACCAGCGCAUAGUGUUCAUGCAUAUUGGCAUAUGA
Suillus clintonianus is the source of this 3936-nucleotide messenger RNA. Its product is annotated as CHAT domain-containing protein. The transcript is spliced from 6 exons. Lineage: Eukaryota; Fungi; Basidiomycota; Agaricomycetes; Boletales; Suillaceae. Bases 1 to 3936 code for a protein of 1311 amino acids. Gene Ontology annotation, molecular function: protein binding. The record is from RefSeq and is a predicted model, not a curated record.